AUGAAGGGUGUUUUUAUAGUGACCAAAUACUGGAGGUCAUGGCGUAACUUACUACUACAACGUACACAUAACCGAACGUUUGCAGCAUUUUCAGCGGUCGAUUUCACAAACAAUUUGUCUCCUGAUGUUUUAAAACGUGGGUCUCCUCCACUAUCGAACUGUGCUUUUUCGUUUUGCAAGGAGUAUAGUCAUUCAUAUUCAGCAUAUAUAAAUGGUGGUACUACAUCGGAAUUAGCUAAAAGACGCUAUUACUCGACCGUACUGUCGAAUGGAGGUGGCAUAAAGGUCAACGACCCGAGGUCACGUACUUCCUCACUGUGGCAUAUACAUCGCGAUAUUAGUUUUUUGGGGUUUGGGUCGCCGGAGCACAGUGCAUGGAGUAAAGCGGUAUCCGAAGCAGAAAAGUUGGUUGGGUACCCUACAUCGUUCAUGAGUCUACGAUGUCUUCUUAGUGAUGAACUUUCUAAUGUUGCUCUUCAAGUCAGAAAACUUGUAGGCACCAAUCACCCAUUGUUGAAAACUGCCAGGACAUUUAUUUAUGAUGGAAGAAACACAAUGCAGACCCGUGGAUUAAUAGUACUAUUGGUUUCCAAGGCAGCAGGACCAACAACACCAACUAAUCAGUUACAGCAAAAUAUUGUCAGUGGAAUAUAUGCAAG
This is a messenger RNA of Saccoglossus kowalevskii, 659 nucleotides long. Its product is annotated as all trans-polyprenyl-diphosphate synthase PDSS2-like. The record is from RefSeq and is a predicted model, not a curated record. Gene Ontology annotation, cellular component: transferase complex; mitochondrion. Gene Ontology annotation, biological process: isoprenoid biosynthetic process; ubiquinone biosynthetic process. Gene Ontology annotation, molecular function: prenyltransferase activity. Lineage: Eukaryota; Metazoa; Hemichordata; Enteropneusta; Harrimaniidae.